AGGCUGGUGUCCGAGGCAUCUUGAACACACCAUUACUGCUACUAUAGGAAAUGAUAGAAGUGAAGGGCAUGACUCCAAGUGAAGACCCCCCCUCUAAAGCGGUCGACAUCUAUCGUGACACAUGGGUUCGCUUUUUAGGCUAUGCCAACGAGGUGGGCGAGGCUUUCCGGGCCCUGGUGCCGGUCAGCAUGGUAAGGGCCACCUAUGGUGUGGCCACCGUCUAUGUCACCGCUGACGCUGUGGACAAAGGGAAGAAGGCUGCGGCGGCCCAUGGAGACGGCCCUGGGAGGACAGCCAAGGUGGCUGCUGCUGUGGUCGACACCUUUGUGUGGCAAGCCCUUGCGUCUGUGGCCAUCCCCGGUUUCACCAUAAACCGUGUGUGUGCCGGCUCGCUCUACCUGCUGGGCCGCACCACCAAGUGGCCCCUGCCCGUCCGCAAGUGGACCACCACGGCCAUCGGCCUGUCCACCAUCCCCUUCAUCAUCACUCCCAUAGACAGAUCUGUAGACUUGCUGCUGGACGCCAGCCUUCGGAAGAUCUACGGGGGAGGAGAGAAGCAGGACUGAGGGGGAGACCCAAGAGGAGGAGAACAGAUGCUGUGGAGGCCUGACACCAUCCGGCUCAUGGUCCUUUGUGAACUGUGCAAUACAGUGCUGGUUCUUCCAGGAGUACAAUGGUUUUAUCUUUAUUAAUGCAUCCACACAAUAUACAGAUUAAUACAUUAUUCUUGUUGACAAUGCUCUAUUGAUCAUAAAUAAAGAUUUUUAGAUGCUUUGUAAGAUACUUUCCAAAGUAUAUAAGAAAUGAUAAAAACAAAGCAGACUAUAUUUAUUUCCAUAAUCUUUAGGAAUAUUUCAACAGUACAUCUAAUCUGGGACUAUCAGUCAUUUGUUUAAAAUUAAAUCUGAGAAUUAGAUUGUAAGGAUUACUCUGCUGAAAGAAGGGAUGUAGUGGAUACGAGCCAUGUUCACAAAGUCGAACUCAUGUUACACACACUGGUGGUUUAUGAGCCAUACUCUGCUGCUAUUGUGACAGCAUGGUGUCCACCAUGUUACGCUCUUACUGUAAUAUUUCUACUUCUUUCACUACUGUUUCACACUCCGGUUACUGCUGUUCCACACAAUGUGUUCACUUGUGAAGCCAUUUCAUUAAGCACAAGAGAUCGUUUUUUUUACCCAUAGCAAAGUGUAUAGUCGAUUGAUUUAUCGUAUGCCUUGACAUUAAGGUGUACUUUAUUUGAAUGUUUGUGGCAUCUUGUCACGAUAGACAAGAUGCCACGUUAAUUACUUUAAAUGUAGGAAAUAUGUGGAUGAUGACCUAGCUAUUGUUAGUGACCUCACAUGUACGAUGAGCUCACAGAUCUACGCUGGGCUUUCAAUGAUAUGGUUUACUCAGGCGUAAUACAUGUAUCGUUCAAGGUAUUUUGUAUUGAUUAUUAGGACUUGGUAAAUCAUUCCUCCAUAAUCGGUCAAUGGUUUGGAGAAAAAUUGUGUCACUCAGUCAGGAGUCCUAGAUUAAGUCCAUAAAAACUCUUCUGUCCAAAUACUUAUUGCUGUAUAAAUGAGAAGGAUGGCAAAGACAAAUAUACUAACAAAUAUAUAUUUUAUUACUGUUGGGUGGCAAGUGUAUACUGUAGCUAUGCAAGGGAAACAUAGGUGGGACCUGUAAACCGGGCAUUCAACUAUAAGGGAAUUCUUCAAGUAGACUUUUUAACCAUCUCUUUUCUUUUAAUGUUUUGUUCUGUUGCACUUUGUCAAAGCUUUAGGUUUACUUUUAAGUGACACGCCAAUAAAUCAGAAUGAAAACCUAUUGAUAUAUUGUCAUAUUUUAGUUUGAUAUGAUUGCAUGUUUUUUGUAGGGGUCGUUUUUCUGUUAUAGUAGACAAGAUAAUUGUAAACACAUUAAAGUUUAAAUACUGCAAAAAAAAAAAAAAUUAAAUAAAUAAGUAGGAUUAAAAAUUGUUUUUUUAUUGUUAUGCUUUGGCAGCUGACAUCUGACUCUUGCGGCAUAAAUUAUGGCAUGAUAACAUGUAUUUGUUUUUGAUCCCUAACGCAUUUUUGAUUACAUUUGUAAAACGUGUCACUUACAUUUUUACAAUGUCGGUUCAAUCCAAACUGCAUCGAUUGCCACCACAUCUGAUACAAACGAUCAACCAGAGCAUCGUUUAACCACUCAAAAGAAAGACCAUUCCCGCGCUCUCACACAAUUUUACGAUGACAUUAAAAUGUCUGCAAGUUAAUAAAAGCAAAUUCCAUCUUGACUAAUUUUGAGGGGCUGCGUAGCGGGCAAUGGCAUGCCUGCGGAGUAGAGUGGGGAAUCCAAAGUGACUAAUGCCAAUAAAUUACCCUGAUUGAGUAUGCACGUGGUUGCUGUCACCAAUUAUUCUAAUCAAGCACUUUUGUUUUGUACGUGUAGAGCUUCACCAGAGCUUUUAGCAAUGGCUCGGUUUUUCAACGUUUUGCUGGCAUAUGUAGGCCUAGCUGUAGUCCA
This is a messenger RNA of Gadus chalcogrammus (walleye pollock), 2490 nucleotides long. RefSeq names its product mitochondrial fission process 1 (gene mtfp1). Gene Ontology annotation, biological process: mitochondrial fission. The record is from RefSeq and is a predicted model, not a curated record. Gene Ontology annotation, cellular component: mitochondrion. NCBI's taxonomy places the organism in Eukaryota, Metazoa, Chordata, Actinopteri, Gadiformes, Gadidae. The coding region runs from base 51 to 566 and encodes 171 amino acids. The transcript has 4 exons.